Molecule: messenger RNA, 2233 nt
Organism: Vitis riparia (riverbank grape)
Lineage: Eukaryota; Viridiplantae; Streptophyta; Magnoliopsida; Vitales; Vitaceae
Product: ABC transporter G family member 15-like
Exons: 9
Coding region: 6-2144 (712 amino acids)
Cellular component (GO): membrane
Molecular function (GO): ATP binding; ATP hydrolysis activity; ABC-type transporter activity
Source: RefSeq, a predicted model, not a curated record
AAUGCAUGGAAGAUUGGUGGUGUGGAGCCUAUAUAUUUUUCUUUCUGAUCUACAGAUUUAUUCUUCCCUUCCAUAGCGGAAGAUUUUUCUCCAGGAGCAUGGAGAUAGAGGUGGAAGGUGGUGAUGGUGGUGGUGGUAGCGGAGGAGGAGAUGUGGGGGUGGUGGCUCACUUGGUUUGGGAAGAUUUGACAGUGGUGGUGCCAAGUUUUGGGAGUGGAGCCACCAGGAGGGUGCUGCAAGGGCUUAGUGGGUAUGCUGAGCCUGGUAGGCUCAUGGCUGUUAUGGGUCCCUCUGGCUCCGGAAAAUCCACUCUUCUUGAUUCAUUAGCUGGUAGACUAUCAAGAAAUGUGAUUUUGUCUGGAAAUGUUGUUCUCAAUGGAAAGAAGAGGAGCCUCGAUCAUGGUGGAGUUGCUUAUGUGACCCAAGAAGACGUACUUUUGGGAACUUUGACAGUUAAAGAAACCAUGACUUAUUCAGCCCAACUGAGACUUCCAACUACCAUGACCAAACAAAAGGUCAAUAGCAUUGUAGAGGAAACAAUCACGGAAAUGGGACUAGAACAUUGUGCUGAUCAGCUCAUCGGAAACUGGCAUUUAAGAGGCAUAAGCAGUGGAGAAAAGAAGAGACUGAGUAUUGCCCUAGAGAUCCUAACACAACCCCAUCUCUUGUUGCUGGAUGAGCCUACUAGUGGCCUUGAUAAUGCUUCAGCCUUCUUCAUAACUCAAACUCUUAAAAACGCCGCUUUCAAUGGAAGAACUGUGAUUUCUUCCAUUCAUCAGCCGAGCAGUGAAGUGUUUGCACUUUUAGAUGACCUUCUUUUAUUGUCCAAUGGCGAAACCGUGUACUUUGGAGAGGCAAAGAUGGCUUUACAGUUCUUUGCCGAGGCGGGAUUUCCAUGUCCAAGUAGAAGAAAUCCGUCUGAUCACUUUCUUCACUGCACCAAUUCAAGCUUUGACACGGUCAGGAGCACGUUAAUUAGGUCCCAUAGAAUGCAUGAACCCGAACAGUCAUCGGAUUCUUUGAUGAAUUUGGGAGCAGUAGAGAUCAAAGCAACACUUAUUGAGAAAUACAAUUGCUCAAAGUAUGCAACCAAAACAAGAUCCAGGAUUCGAGAAAUCUCCAACACUCAUGAACUUGUGACUGAAAGAAAAGGACGAAGCAAGGCAAGAUGGUGGGUGCAACUUUUAACACUUGUGCGAAGGUCUUUUGUAAACAUGUCAAGAGACUGGGGAUAUUACCGGAUGAGGGUAUUAGCCUACAUUCUUCUAUCUCUAUCCGUGGGUACCGUCUUUUAUGAUAUUGGCACCACUACAAGCUUUAUUGCACUCUUGGCUCGUGUAAAUUGCGGCGGUUAUGUAAUGGGUUUGUUGACAUUCCUAUCAAUUGGAGGCUUCCCCUCCUUCAUCGAGGAAGUUAAGGUUUUUAGUCAUGAAAGGACCAAAGGGCAUUAUGGAAAUGCUGUAUUUGUUUUAUCCAACUUCCUAUCUUCAUUCCCCUUCUUGGUUGGAAUCUCAGUUUCUUCCAUAACUAUUAUUUUUUACAUGGGAAAAAUUGGGUCUGAUUUCUCACAUUAUGCCUACUUAUGCCUAGUUCUAUUUGGCUGCAUUGCUGCAGUAGAAAGCAGUAUGAUGCUUGUUGCUUCUUUGGUUCCCAACUACAAGAUGGGAAUCCUAGUCGGCUGUGGAUUUAUUGGCGUUAUGAUGCUGGCCUCCGGGUACUACAGAAAACAAGAUGAUAUGCCCAAACCUUUCUUGCGCUACCCCAUUUCAUAUAUCAGUUUCAUGGCUUGGACAUUUAAGGGAUUAUACAAGAGUCUUCUGAUGGGGCUUGAGUUCGAUCCUCUUAUACCUGGUAAUCCAAAAUUGAAGGGGGAGUUCUUAUUGAGAACCAUGCUUGGAAUUUCAUUAAGUCAUUCAAAAUGGUGGGACUUAGCUGCUGUUCUAGCCAUUGCCGUAUCAUACCGACUUCUCUUCCUUGCUGUUCUGAAGCUCAAGGAGCAAGGUUCACCACUGCUUUUGACACUUUACACCAACAAAAUUCUGCAACUUCUCCGUAAGAGACAGAAGCCAUGUUUGUCUUCCGAAAGGCACCAUCCUUCCUAUUCACUGUCCUCACAAGAGGGCUUUAGCUCUCCAAUAGUCUAGAGCCAGCAAGAGAUCAACCAUAUAUUGAAUCACAAAUUACAUGUAUUACAUAUUUUAUGGAAGCUAAUAAUUAACGGACACCAUCUCAA